AUGAAGGGCUUCGUGGUCGACGUCGACGAGGGACCGCCGCACAGCCGGCCGCCGUCCUUCGCCGAGUGCUACGUCUGCAAGAAGCAGUUCGGCUCGCACUCCAUCGCGCUGCACGAGCCGCGCUGCCUGGAGCGUUGGCGUGCGGCGAACAGCGCACUGCCGACCGCCAAGCGCGCCGCCACGCCGGUUCGGCUGGACUCGCUGGGCUCGCGCGCGCCGGCUGUCGCAUCGCUGACGUCCUCGUGGCCGUCCAGCAGCGGCCAGAUCCGGCCUAAGGUGCUCGACGCGGACAAGUGCACCGAGGUCGACAUGUCGACGCGGCGCUGCAGCGAGCUGCUGGCGCUCGCCUCGCUGUCGAGCCGCAGCGGCGGCGAGUCGAGCUCGUCGCCCGACUCGGAGCAGGCGGAGCGCGACAACAGCCGCUCGUCGCCGGCGCGACAGCCGCACGGCGCGCGCCUGCCCUCACCGUGUGUCUCGUGCGGCAAAUCGGAAAACCCGGAGCGGUUCCACAGCCACCCGGAGGAGGCGUCGCGCUCACCGGCUCGCGCGCGCCGCCUCGUCAAGAAGCGGCUCUCGAUCCAGCGUCCGACGCCGGUGCGAUACAAGCCGCAGCCGUCGCUGGACCCAGUAGCGCAGCGCAAGCAGCAGCAGCGUCAAGAGAAGCGGCGCAAGGAGGCGCGCCUACAAGAGGACGAGGUGCAGCAGGAGCGCCGGCGGGAGGCGCUGCAGCACAACCUGGCACUGACGCUGGCCCGGUACCAGAGGCCGGCGCUCGGUCCCACCUUCAUUGUGUGCUACGUCUGUGGCCGCCAGUUUGGCCCCACAUCCAUGCCCAUCCACCAGCCGCAGUGUCUCGAGCGGUGGUACAAGUCGACAGCGGCGCUACCCCGGCGAAAGCAGGGCCCGGCGCCACAGCCACCCGACGAGCUGCCCGAGGGCGCCACCCUAGAGGAGUACAACCAGCUGGCCACCGACGAGGCGCAGAGGGUGAAGGGUGAGAAGAGACGUGCCUCCGUGGCAAAUCCCACCGAGUCGGACAAGGCCAAGUCGGAAGAGAGCUUGUUUUUCAUACAGUUUUAG
Messenger RNA from Pollicipes pollicipes, 1080 nucleotides. RefSeq names its product zinc finger protein 474. The coding region runs from base 1 to 1080 and encodes 359 amino acids. The record is from RefSeq and is a predicted model, not a curated record. The transcript has 5 exons. Lineage: Eukaryota; Metazoa; Arthropoda; Thecostraca; Pollicipedomorpha; Pollicipedidae.